AUGAGUGAUGUGGACACCAUCUCUUCCCUACCAGCUGCCCUGGAUGCCGGUCAAAGCGCUCUUGCAAACAACGUGAAUAAUCACCAGUCCCCUUCUGGUUCUUCAUUCCCCAAGGAGGCGAACCCACAGUUGUUCCAACCCAAGGAUUCGGAUGUUGCCCCCAAGAGCAAGGUGGAUUCUACCGACGAGGCCAAUCAGCCAUUAAGUCCAAAGGCUGACUCGGAGGCGGAAACCAUAAUCCAGUCGGGCCGUGAGUCUGUGUCGCCGGAGAAGAGGCGGAAAUACAUCAAACAUGACCCGAAACGACAUGAUGAAGGAAACGACAAACUGGAAGAACCCGAGGAGGGUGAAUUACCGCCUAAUGAUUUACAGGUGAGGAAAAGGAAGCGCUUGGGCGAUGAUGCCCAUGACGUCCGCGAUUUCGACCCUCGCCGGUCGAGGAGCCCCGCUCGGAGUCCCCGUGUCGCCAGAGAAGUGUCCCCGUCCGUGGUGAAGACAGAGAAGCCCGAGGAUUUCCCAUCGCUGCGAGCAAGCCGUGAGGAUUCUGUACCUAGGUCCGAGAAACCUCGGAUCUCGCGGAAGCGUAGCUUUAGCGAGAGUGUGGAUGGUGACAGUGCCCGUCACAACCGUUCAGCUGCUAGGGAUCUUCAUGGGAUUUCCUUACCCCCUCCAGCAUCAAAUGGCCGAUCGGUUUCGCCCGUGCGCCCUUCUCAUAAACGGACAGUCUCUGGCCCUCAACUGAGCGAGGCAUCCAAGAAGAGGAAGGCACCCACCCCACUGACUGGUUUUUCGAGGCAAGGCUCAGAGGACCGGCAAUCAGUCUCUUCUUCUACCAGUGGUUCCCCCAUGCCCAGUGCUCAUAUCCGGAAGCUUACCUCGCUUGAUGGCACCUCAGCAUCCCCCGCAAGGACCCUGGGCCCGAAGAAGCAGCGUGAUCAAAAUGGCAGAACACGACUGGCACGUGCUUGCGCAGCGUCGGAGUUGGAAACGGCAAUCGCUCGACACGCAGAACGCCCCGAGGAUCUUAAUGUGGCAGACAAUGCAGGCAACACCCCGCUCCAGAUUGCUGCUCUAGAAGGUUGCGCACCAAUUGUGGAAUUCCUUCUUAGCGUGGGUUGUGAAAUCGACACGAAGAAUAUCGACAAGGAUACCCCGUUGAUUGAUGCCGUGGAGAAUGGACAUUUGGAUGUGGUCAAACUUCUCUUGGAUGCCGGAGCGAACCCCCGUACGGUAAACGCGGAAGGCGAUGAGCCAUAUGAGCUUGUUCCGUCGGAUUGUGAUGAGUACGAUGAGAUCCGUCGUGUUAUCGCAGAUGCCAAAGCCACACCACGAACUGCCCGACGGUCGGAAGAACGCAAGGAUCCUCCAUCGCAGCGUCCUUCUGCCACCAGUCCUCGAGACUCUCCACCGGUGCAUGGAGGACGGAGCCCUCCGCUCUUCAGCGGCCAUUCCACUACUAAACGGAGGACUGUUCGCAGCGAAGCGACUCGAAACGACUUGUUGUGGACAAAACCGACUUCUGAAAAUCUCCAAGCGUUUGCUGCGAAAGGUGACAUGGCUGGAGUCGUUACUAUUCUCAAUGUAGGACAGAAGGCGGAUCCAGAGUCAAUGAUUGCGGCCGCGAAGGGUGGCCACGAUGAAGUAUUGUCUUUAAUGUUGGGAAUGGGAUUUGCAGACCCUGACCCAAACCCUGUCACCUCAUCCGGUCAAAAAUCAGGAUACAACACUCCAAUGCUUGCUGCAAUCGGGCGUGGUAACUUGGAAGUCAUUAAGCUUCUUCUUGAUCAGCCAGGUUUCAACCCAACACGUCGCCUUUUUCGCGACUGCACCUACUUUGACCUUUCUCGAGAACGCAAGGGGGAAAAUUGGGAGGAUGAGUAUGAGCUCUUGAGGGACGCUUAUGAUGAAUACUCUAGAAGAAAGUCACGCAAACCUGACCUUUCGUCGCCACGGCGGAAAGAGAAUAAGCGACCUACGCGCAGGGAAUCACGUUCCCCCAUUCCUCGACCCAAGAGACUAGCCGGAAGUCCAACUCGCCGGGAUUCUGCUCUCAAGGAAAAGCGACGGGAUGGUGUUGCUCAUCCCAAAGAAAAAUCGUUAGCGGCUCGUUCCAAGGCUCCUCGGAGAGAUAGCAGCGACAACGAGACCGAUGGACGGUUAGAGUCACCCAGACGGAAACCACGAACAUCAUCAACCACGGACGGUGAAUCUGGAACUACAUCCCGUGGAGACGAGCAGCCGAAAAGGAGACGACUUAUCCCCGGACGACCACCCCAGAGACGCCUCAGCGUUCUUUCAUCGGAUUCUGUGUCUUCUGGGCCGGAAGGCACAAAGCCUUCUGAAGCUGUGCUGUCUAAGCGAGGUCCGACAUUGAAGCGUAUUCGCUCCAGCGAAAGCCCUCCACGAUCCCGAGAUACCACAGACGUUGAAAUCCAUUAUCCCGAAACGCAAAAGAAAAAGCGACGCGUUCUAUCAGAAGAUGGUGCGCCAAAUGUCAGUAACGGAGCCGUUAAGAGAAGCCAUGAUGUCCCAGCGGAUGUAUCCAAGUCUCAUGCUCCUCCAAGGAGUAUCGAGGAUAAGGAUGAUGAUCUGCCUCGUGAACAUGGACGUGCUGCAUCCCAAAAACUAGGCCUAGCCUCGCAAAAGGGCGUUGCCGUCCCUAGAAUAUCCAGCAAUGUUGUAAAAGAAGAACGAGACAGGCGUGACGUUCGUGACUUGGAGGAAAUUCCCAUGGAGGACUCAGUCAGCAAGCUAAGGAAGACCGAAGCCAAAGCGGAAGACGAACGUCGUCAGGCAGAGAAGAUCAAAGCUGAAGAAGAGCGUGUUGCAACUGAAAAGCGACGUGCUGCCGAAGCGGAACAGGCUCAUCAAGCCAGAGUGGAAGAAGAUGAACGCGCUGCUUUCCUUGUCCAGGAGAAGGCCGAAGAGGAUCGUAAACGGAAAGAGGCCGAGCACCGACGGCUCAAACAAGCGGAAGAUGAUCGCCAAAAACGACUCGAACAUGAACGACUGCGUAUGGUUAAACUGCGCAGAGAACAAGAGGAACAGGAACAACGGCGUCGAGACGCUCUUCCCAACAGGCUUCGGGUUGCAGCUGAUCUGGUCGGGUCCAAUGAUCCCCGGGCGAAGAGCCAUGCUUGGCUAAAGCGGUUUAUGCCCUUGGUGACAGCACAAACGAAGCAGCUUGAUCCCAACUGCGAGGCCGACGUGGCGAACGAGAAAUGGAUUCCGAAUUAUCUGGUCGCCCCUUUGCUGGCUACGAACGACCUUCAGCUUUCUCAAUACGUCAGCUGGGAGAAACGCAUCGUGACUCCGACCCAAAAGGGCAACCUCUGGCGUGUCACGCGACGAAUGCUGGUUCCAGCGGAUGACACCGAGCUAGCUGGCUCCAUGGGACAGGUCAUGCAGAAGGAUUGCGCGACAAGACCAAAGUACUUCGAAAUGGAACAUGUAUUCUGGGUUAAGCUUUCCGACUUCAUGGACCUCGUUCCUCAUAUUCCGCACCUGCACGGACUUGACAUCCAGUUUCUCCAGAUGCAUAUCGACAAGGAGCCCUCGGCCGAAGAGCCAGUACCCAAGCCGCAGCCUAAUGGGCAUCAUGUUCUAGAAUCUCCGCACGUUAAUGGUCUUUCCGCCGGCACCGGAAACCUACCUAACGGCUUUGGUCAUGCACGACCAAGUACAUACGUUUAA
This is a messenger RNA of Aspergillus chevalieri, 3693 nucleotides long. RefSeq names its product putative histone deacetylase complex subunit (Hos4) (gene HOS4). The transcript has 2 exons. The record is from RefSeq and is a predicted model, not a curated record. Gene Ontology annotation, molecular function: protein binding. Bases 1 to 3693 code for a protein of 1230 amino acids. Lineage: Eukaryota; Fungi; Ascomycota; Eurotiomycetes; Eurotiales; Aspergillaceae.